AGAUGGCGAUUGAAGUACGCAUGCGCAGUAUGUGCUGUUGGAUAUAUUGGUUUCCAGAGGAACUUUAGUGCGCAAGGUUUCUGGUCGAGCAAUUAUGAACUCAGCACAGUGGGCAACCGACUUGAAUGUCAAGUGCUGUUUCUGUAUAUAACAUUAGAAUGUUCUCGAACUAGUUUGGUCAUGUUAGGGCUGUACAGCCGCAGGUCAGCGUCCCUACGCCGUGUCGUCCAGAGUACCGUGGGCAGGAAUGGAUUCAGUUGCACGGCGGUUUGUAAACAGCGGACACCGUGGCUCCGGAGGUGUACGGAGGAGCUGACACGGCAAUGUCAAAGCAGUACUCGAUCAGUCCAUCAAGCUUCAGUGGACCAUGAAGAACUGAAACGGUUCCAGACACUGGCCAGUAAAUGGUGGGAUGAAAAUGGAGAAUUCAAAGCCCUUCAUGCCAUGAAUGAUCUGAGAGUGCCUUUUAUAAGGGAUAAUCUGAUGAAUGUCCACAAAACGCAUCAUCCCGGGAGACCACUUGCAGGACUGCAUAUACUGGAUGUCGGCUGCGGGGGCGGCCUGCUCACUGAGCCCCUGGGUCGCCUGGGAGCCACUAUGUUGGGUAUAGACCCCGUGGAAGACAGCAUCAGCACGGCACAGCUGCAUUCGUCGAAUGACCCCGAUCUUGGUGAGCGGGUCAGGUAUCGAGCAUGCACCCUGGAGGAGCUGUCGGCAGAUGUGGCUGGAGACGAGGAGGGAGGCCAAGCCGGUCUCUUCGAUGCCGUUGUAGCAUCCGAGGUGGUGGAACAUCUGGCCGACCUGGAAACGUUCCUCCUCUGCUGCCGUGACGUACUGAAGCCAGGCGGCUCGCUCUUCAUCACCACCAUUAAUAAAACCAACCUAUCCUACGCUUUGGCCAUCGUCGUAGCUGAGCAGCUGUUGCACAUCGUUCCCAGUGGGACACACGACUGGGACAAGUUUAUCAGCCCUGUGGAACUGGAGCGCCAUCUAGAGUCCAAUGGUUUCUCAGUGCAGUCAGUCCAAGGGAUGUUCUAUAAUCCAGCAUCAGGAGCCUGGAGCUGGGCUAACAGCACAGCUAUCAACUACGCCUUGCAUGCUAUCAAAGUGGCCGACGACCCUCAGUCCGACCCCCAACUGGACAACCAGGACCACUCUCAAGCCACACAGUAAACUCCAUACAUGGACAUUGGUCAAGAAAACAUAGAGCCCUCACGUACAAGUGUCUUAGGUCGUACUCACACUAGGCCGUUCAUACUCUGCUGGACCUUGAGCGUUUGUGCUGGUGGCCAUUUUUCUUUGUUUCAUAACAAUUUCCUUGACUUUGCUGCAGCUCAUGAAUUAGUUCCAUGAAGAUCAAUCACAUAGUCAAGACAGUCUAGUGGCAGGUGAGUGUCUUUUGGAUUAUUUCCAUUUUAUUAUAUCAUUCAUCCAUAAUAAUAAUAUAAUGAAUACUCAUUUAUUAAUUUUAUCAAUUAGUUUUGGUUAUUAUUAUGAAUGUGCAAGUACAGUUAUUCUGUGACUGGCUAAAGAAAGAAGAUGCGUAAUUUAUUAUGAUGUGCAUACAAGCGGUAAGUGGGUUUCCAUCUCUGCAUACUGCUGACCAUAUAGCUUGGGAAGCAAGAGAGGGGGGGCAGUCACAUCUUCAGGGAGUGGAAAGCAUUUCAUGUUUCACUGUUAUGUAAUAAGAAUAAAGGCAGUGGCAUGGAU
Doryrhamphus excisus (bluestripe pipefish) is the source of this 1710-nucleotide messenger RNA. It is a transcript of the gene coq3, whose product is annotated as coenzyme Q3 methyltransferase. Lineage: Eukaryota; Metazoa; Chordata; Actinopteri; Syngnathiformes; Syngnathidae. Gene Ontology annotation, cellular component: mitochondrion. Gene Ontology annotation, molecular function: 3-demethylubiquinol 3-O-methyltransferase activity; polyprenyldihydroxybenzoate methyltransferase activity. The record is from RefSeq and is a predicted model, not a curated record. Gene Ontology annotation, biological process: ubiquinone biosynthetic process.